AUAAUAUUAAUUCGGGGAGGAAACAAAAUAAAAUAAAAUUAUAAAACAUUUUUCUGUAUUAAAAAAAUAAAUAAAAUAAUAAAGAAGUAGUUUCAAACAAGAAACAAGCACAACCUAUCAAAACUAUCAAAAACGCAACACGUCAUCCCCACAUAAGAAAAUGCUCAAAAACUUGGCCUUGACAACCACCACCGCCUCUACCACCCCAUUUAUGCUUAUCUCCACCACCGGAGCUUUUUCUCUCUCUAAACCCUUCAUUCCUUCUCUCUCUAACUUCCGCCCAAAACCCAUUUCAUCCUUCCCCCAAACUCACCGACCCUUUUCUCUCCCCAGUUCCUCCAUCACCAUGAAUUUGCUUAACAAGCUUGGCUUCGCCUCCAAAUCCCCUGAAUAUUCCUCCGAAUCAUCGUCCAUCGCCCAGGGUCCCGAUGAGGACGUGCCUGCCCCAGGCCAGGAGUUUGCCCAGUUCGGUGCCGGCUGUUUCUGGGGAGUCGAGCUGGCUUUCCAGCGAGUUCCUGGUGUUUCCAAGACCGAGGUGGGUUAUAGCCAGGGUUUGCUUCACAAUCCUACUUAUGAGGAUAUCUGUACAGGUACGACAAACCAUUCGGAGGUCGUUAGGGUUCAGUACGAUCCUAAAGAGUGCAGCUACGAGUCUCUGCUUGAUGCUUUCUUUGCCAGGCAUGAUCCCACCACGCCGAAUCGUCAGGGGAAUGAUGUUGGAACUCAAUACAGAUCUGGGAUAUACUACUACACUCCUGAACAAGAGAAGAUAGCAAAAGAAUCACUGGAAAAGUAUCAAAAACAAUUUAGUAGGAAGAUUGUUACUGAAAUCCUGCCGGCGAAGAGGUUCUACCGAGCAGAAGAGUACCAUCAACAGUACCUUGCGAAAGGAGGCCGUUUUGGUUUCAAACAAUCCACGGAGAAAGGAUGCAAUGAUCCCAUUCGAUGCUAUGGCUAAUCAAUCUUGUCUAGUACGUUUAGAGGUAAAUACUUGCUGGGAUGAUGCAAAGGUUUGUGCUUUUGUUGAAUCUAUGAAGAAGAACCAGUAUAUUGUGCUUAUUUGGAUAUAUAUUAAGUUGUCUAAUAUGUUUCGUGUAAUUACUGUUUGAACAAUACAUGUUUCUGUAAGUACAUGUUUUUAUCAGCAUUGUCCCUAGAUCUAGUUAUGGUGUAUCUUGGUCCAAGAUUUAGUUAAUCUGGCAAAUUACGUGUGUUGCAUUAUACAGAUAUCACUCUCAUUCUACAAUCAUUAAUGUCUUCUGUACUG
Cannabis sativa is the source of this 1267-nucleotide messenger RNA. RefSeq names its product peptide methionine sulfoxide reductase A1. The coding region runs from base 161 to 958 and encodes 265 amino acids. The record is from RefSeq and is a predicted model, not a curated record. Gene Ontology annotation, molecular function: peptide-methionine (S)-S-oxide reductase activity. The transcript has 2 exons. Lineage: Eukaryota; Viridiplantae; Streptophyta; Magnoliopsida; Rosales; Cannabaceae.